Messenger RNA from Lutzomyia longipalpis, 1352 nucleotides. RefSeq names its product HSPB1-associated protein 1 (gene HSPBAP1). The transcript has a single exon. Bases 24 to 1232 code for a protein of 402 amino acids. Gene Ontology annotation, molecular function: 2-oxoglutarate-dependent dioxygenase activity. The record is from RefSeq and is a predicted model, not a curated record. Lineage: Eukaryota; Metazoa; Arthropoda; Insecta; Diptera; Psychodidae.
AUUUUACUGAUUUUGUAUGGAAAAUGUGUGCAAAUUCGACCCCGGAAAAUAUAUCAAAAAUCGCCCUAAAAGUGGAAAAAUCCCUUGUUUUGAGAGGUUUGGGUGUUCCAUGGAAGUGCCUAGGAUCUGAUUUAAGUGAAUUCUGCAAAAUAUUUGAUGAAAUAAAUCCGGGAGGAGUGAUUUUUGAUACAGCUCCUCUGAAGCAUGGAUCAGUCCCUCAGUGGGAGCAUUUUAGGGAGAAAACUCCUCAGAUGACCCUUCAGGACUUCCUGACAAGUUGUCCAUCGCACGAGGGGAAAGGAAGAUGGCUGUCAUUUGGCUACAAGAGUUUCAGGGAACUUUCAGAGAGGAUGAGAGAUGAAAUCGAUUUCGCUCCUUUCGGGUUUCCGGACAUUAAGGAAGACAUAACAUUGUGGCUUGGCAGCAGAGGUGCCCACACAUCCUGCCACUAUGACACAUACGGUAGGAAUAUUGUUGUUCAGGUAUUUGGGCACAAACGAUGGAUUCUCUUUAGUCCGGAAAGUGAUUUACGCCCCACUAGGAUUCCUUUUGAAGAGAGCAGCGUCUACAGUGGGUUGAAUUUCUUCAGCCCUGGUGAUCUCUGUCAGUUCAAUGCCAUUGCGGAGAAGGCUCACAUUGUCACCCUUGCUCCAGGAGAUGUCCUGAUCGUUCCUCCAAAGUGGUGGCAUUUUGUGGAGAACUUGGACACAGCUCUGGCACUUAAUGCCUGGAUUCCCAUUGAACAGGAUACAGAUGCUCAAAUGCAGGAAUGCUUCGUUAAAAGUAUUAUCUUCCAAUUCCUUCGCAAUGUUGAACCACAAAUAAGGAAAUUUAUGAUUUAUCCGAAUGAAUUGAAGGACUUUGAUGAGGAUCCUUCUGAAUUCCUUCAGCAACAUCUCAGGAUUCUUAAUUAUCUCUCAAGUGUCAAGGAUUCAGGAAGAGCACCUUCAUACAGAAGCGACGUAUCAGAUGAAGAAUUUUCAGAUCUACUGGCCAAAAACACUUCUGCUGAGUUCGUGAGAGAAGCCACAAAGGAAGAAUUUACACAAAUUUUAACGGAGAACCAAAAGAGAUUCGAUGAAUCCUGGAGAUUUCCUGAACUAACUGCCCAACAGAGGACAUCCACAGAACAAUUGACGAAUUUAAUUAAUUCUCUCUGCAAUGUUGAAGCCAUUGAGAGGAUGAAGGAAUGUUAUUUGAAGCUGAAAAAGGCAACUGCAGCUGAUUCCUGAUUUAAAGAGCCACCAGGAGUUCCAAAGAGAAGCAUAAAAACACCUUAAGGACCUGAGGAAAGACACGAAUCAAUCCGAAACGUCAAAAGUACGAAAUAAACCUAACAAAGGCCAAGAAAA